Molecule: messenger RNA, 950 nt
Organism: Colletotrichum phormii
Lineage: Eukaryota; Fungi; Ascomycota; Sordariomycetes; Glomerellales; Glomerellaceae
Exons: 1
Coding region: 298-816 (172 amino acids)
Source: RefSeq, a predicted model, not a curated record
CCUUGAUGGUCAACUAUGACUCUUUUUUUUCUUCUCCCCCUCCUCCCCUCCUCCCCUCCGUGCCUCCUUCCCUACGAACCUGGACGAACCUGCCUUGCCCCGGGGGGCUCUUUCUCUCUCUCUCUUGCAAGGUGCAACUGCUCCUGCCUUGCCGGCUUGGGGCUGGGCAGCAGCAGCCAUUCAGCGGUGCAGCUUGCCAGAAACCACAAAGGCUGGGCCACUGCAGAGGGUGUGUUGCUGCCGCACACGAGUGGUUGAGCAGCCAUUUUAGGCUUGGCGGGGCUAACCUCAAACGACAUGGCGUGGAACAAGUUGGACCAAUCAAGAAGAAGGUUACGACGUGAGCAGCCACUUGGCGACGGAAGAUGCCAGAGCCAAAAUAGUCGUGCAGAAGAUUUGAUGCAGGCCGUGAGGGGGGAGAGAGAACUUGAGAAGAGCUCCAAGCUCCAAGCUCAGGCACCGGAGCAGAAAGCCAGACAGACCCCAAGGUUGCUAGGCAUCAAGGGGUGGGAUGAAUGCAUGGAACGAAAUGGAAAUGGAUACCUUACUUUACACAGUCCACCACAAGGCCACAGUGUUGCGUUUGGUUUGGUUGGUGGCGAUGGAAAGUUCGGGCAUCAUCUCGGGCGUUUGGGCCGGGUGGGAACAGAAGCAGAGAUACCUAAACGACCAUCGGGGACGGGAGGACAAGCAAUGAAGCAGGUAGGGACGCAGUUGAUGAUUGAGCAGUUUGGGGCCUUGGGCAGAGAACAAGCAGACAGCAGACAACGAACUGAGAGGACACUCAGGAUAGCAACACUGGAACAGAACACAUGAGAGGUGGGUAAAGUGGAGUUUGGGGGGAUAUGCAACUGUCAAUAUGUGAGAGAGUGUGAGUAAGAGGCAAGGGGAUUUGGGGGCAUUUGAUAUGUGUGUGAGGUGUGUAUGAGCAGCUGGAUGAGUAUGAGUAA